This is a messenger RNA of Triticum urartu, 963 nucleotides long. Its product is annotated as vacuolar iron transporter 1. The record is from RefSeq and is a predicted model, not a curated record. Gene Ontology annotation, biological process: intracellular manganese ion homeostasis. Gene Ontology annotation, molecular function: manganese ion transmembrane transporter activity. NCBI's taxonomy places the organism in Eukaryota, Viridiplantae, Streptophyta, Magnoliopsida, Poales, Poaceae.
GACGAGACGGGGAGUCCAACGCACCAUACCUCCAGCCCCCGUUCCCUUCCACCUGUCCACCUCUCUCGCUUGUCGGCUCAAUUCUGUCUGUUGCCCUCGCGAGCGGCGGCGAUGGACGGCCACGGCGACGGCCGGCAGCCCAUGCUGGAGAAGGGCCCGCCGAGCCACCGGGAGCGGCACUUCACGGCCGGGGAGGUGGUGCGCGACGUCAUCAUGGGCGUGUCCGACGGCCUCACCGUGCCCUUCGCCCUCGCCGCGGGCCUCUCCGGCGCCAGCGCGCCGUCGUCGCUCGUCCUCACCGCCGGCCUCGCCGAGGUCGCCGCCGGGGCGAUCUCCAUGGGCCUCGGAGGGUACCUGGCUGCCCAAAGCGAGGCAGAUCACUACAAGCGGGAGAUGAAGAGGGAGCAGGAGGAGAUCAUUGCCGUCCCAGACACCGAGGCUGCUGAAAUUGGGGAUAUCAUGGCAGAGUACGGGCUCGAACCGCAUGAGUAUGGCCCUGUUGUGGAGGGCCUCCGGAGGAACCCGCAGGCUUGGCUCGAGUUCAUGAUGAGGUUUGAGCUCGGAUUGGAGAAGCCGGACCCUAGAAGAGCCUUGCAGAGCGCUUUAACAAUAGCGCUAUCUUAUAUCAUCGGUGGAUUGGUCCCUCUCCUGCCCUACAUGUUCAUCUCCACUGUCCAGGACGCCAUGCUCACAUCAGUUGGAGUCACGCUGCUCGCGCUCCUUUUCUUUGGCUACAUCAAGGGUCGAUUUACUGGGAACCGCCCGUUCCUUAGCGCUGUCCAGACUACUAUUAUUGGUGCUGUUGCUUCUGCUGCGGCGUACGGGAUGGCGAAGGCUGUGCAAGCUAGAUAAUCUUAUGGGGUGCACUUGUAUCCAAACUUUUCACUAGCCUGCAAUGAAUUCAGAACAGAUGUGAAUUUGCUUCUUUGAACAAUGCAUUAUAUUACAUUGCAAUCAGUUGUA